Ceratina calcarata is the source of this 2193-nucleotide messenger RNA. RefSeq names its product UNC93-like protein MFSD11. The coding region runs from base 252 to 1613 and encodes 453 amino acids. Lineage: Eukaryota; Metazoa; Arthropoda; Insecta; Hymenoptera; Apidae. The transcript has 2 exons. The record is from RefSeq and is a predicted model, not a curated record.
AUUCACCAUAUUGUAGUUUUUCGACAAUUAUUUCAAAUCACCGACCGAGGAAGAAGGGAAUUACGUAGUGUUGGCAAUCGCAUAUCAGGCUUCGUUCCUUACCGACGUCGCGGAUCGUGACUGACCAUCUGUUUAUAUCUGAUUGAUACGCGAUCCGUACGCGAUUUCAAACGAGCCGAGUGAUAAAAAUAAAACCAGUUUUAACGUUUUCUAUUAAUUUUCUAUCGUCCGUGUAUUUUAACGUGUUCAUCAUGAGGAUAGACAAGAAUUUUCUAAACGUGAUAUUAUUAAGUUUCGGUUUUAUGCUCGUGUUUACUGCAUUUCAAACAAUGGGUAAUAUCGAGAAAACGGUACUAGUCAGUAUUAAUGAAGAGACACCGGACUUCACCGGCGAGGCGUACACUAGCUUAGCGAUUAUCUACGCCGUGUUCGCCACUUGCAACUGGUUAGCACCAUCGUACAUCUCAUUGACGGGACCAAGAUUCGCUAUAUUUACCGGCGCUUGCUGCUACGUACUUUUCAUAGCAAUCUUCCUCUGGCCGCAGAAGAUCCUCCUCUACGCUGCCUCGUGCGUAUUAGGUACCGGGGCCGCUUUGAUAUGGACGGGGCACGGGCAGUACCUGACGGAGAACAGCGACACGGAUACGAUGUCCCGCAACAGCGGAAUAUUUUGGGCGAUCUUUCAAAUGUCGAUGUUCGUCGGAAAUCUUUUCGUCUAUUUUAUGUUCGCUGAUUCUAUUAGCGCGCAGAAGAGAAGCCUCGUUUUCGGCGUUCUGACGGGACUAGCGGUUCUCGGUGCGUGCGCGUUGGCCGCGUUAAGGAGAACUUCGCGAGCGUUGGUUCUGGGCGAAGCCGAAGGUGUUUCGAGCGCGGACAAAGAACUGAGAAUCCCAGAUCCUGCGAAAGGCAGACCGUUGUUGGCCGCCUGGAACGCCUUCCUCGACGCGUUCUCACUAUUCUUUACCCCGAGAAUGCUCCUAUUGUCAUCAACGUUCGUGUACACCGGUUUGGUACUGACGUUCUAUUCCGGAGUCUACUCGUCGUGCAUCGGCUUCACCAAGGCGUUGGGCGACUCUCGUAAAAGUUUAAUCGGUCUCUCCGGUAUUCUGAUCGGUGUCGGGGAAGUGACCGGAGGGGCCCUUUUCGGUAUCUUCGCGUCGAAAGUGUCUCGCGUUUGCGGCGCGUGGUCGGUGAUCAUCACCGGGUUCUGCGUCCACCUCUUCGCCUUUAUUACCAUUUUUCUCAAUCUGCCGAACGAUUCACCUGUCAAGGAUACCGACAACUUAGGAUUCAUCACAUCCUCGACGGCAUUAGCGCUGAUCGGAAGUCUCGCUCUUGGCUUCGGUGACGCCUGCUUCAAUACUCAGAUCUACUCGUUGUUAGGAUCGAUUUUCGUCCAGAACAGUGCACCGGCUUUCGCCUUGUUCAAAUUCUGUCAAUCGGUCGCGGCCGCGGUAAGCUUCGCGUACAGCAACGUCCUAGGACUUUAUAUACAAUUGCUUGUUCUAACGAUAUCAAUCGUUGCCGGCACUGCUACGUUCUGUUACGUUGAAUACGCGGUAAGAAGGGAGAAGAUGAACUCUCAGUCGGAUAGCGAUCUGACAGCUAAUUGAUUUUAAUUUUACGACACGGAAAGAUGUUGUUAAAAUAAUUGUACAAUAAUACGCCUGACACCGAUCGAACUAUUUCGCUCUGAUCUAUUUGUGCAUGUAAAAGACUGUAACGUUCGUUACAUCGCAUCUUGUACAUACGUUCACGUAACGAUUAUGUUCAACAAGAACAAAUUAAUAUUCGCAUAUAAGUAUUAAUCACGAUACGAUAAAACUGUGUAAGAAGACUGUGUUAAACGUAAUCAUGUUCACUGAAUGAGAAAUGUUUUUAAUCUCGAGCGUUGUACAAUAAUUAAGCGUUUGUAUUAUACUAUUACUGUUAAAAUUGUAUAUAAUAAUGAUUUUUUAACAAACGUUCAGCACUUCCCAUCCAGUAUAAAAGAUGUACUUGAUAAUGUUAUCGUCCGAUCGUUGAGAUUUGUAUAGAAUGACUGGAAUGUGAACUGGAAGGUGGGCUGACAAAGAAAAAAUCGUGUCAAAAAUGCUUUAUCAGAACAUGAUCGUUUUCAAGAAUUUCGAGACCAACUGCAUUAAUGCACUGUAAAAAUGACAACAUUUUAAUUGAUAAAUGAAUAGAAACGAA